AUGGAUGAUAAAUCUCGUUUUUCAUUAAAAGCAACUAGGUUAACGUUUUCAAGUGGUGCAAAAGUUGGAGGAGGAGUAUAUUCAAUAGAAGCAAGAUGGGGACAUGCAAGUGUGUCAAUAGGUAAAAAAAUAUAUUUAUUCGGAGGUCAAGGACAAUCCUUAUAUUCAAACACAGUGGUAUAUGACUCAACUACAAGUAUAUGGUCAGAAGUAAAUACAUUAGAUAAAGGUCCAUCAGGUAGAUAUGGUCAUAGUGCAACAUUAGUUGAGGAUCAAAAUGAUCCAACAAAUUUAAAAAUUAUAGUUUUCGGUGGUAAAACAAGUAAAAAAUAUGUUAAUGAUUUAUUUUCAUUGGAUUUAAAAACAAUGUCAUGGAGUACAUUUCAUUUUAGUAAAAAUGUACCAGAUACUAGGGCUGGACAUACAUGCACAUUCGUACCAGGUAAAAAUGGACAGGAUUCGAGAAUUAUAUUAUUUGGUGGUAACCAUCAAUCAAAAUAUUUAAAUAGUUUAUUCAUAUUAGAGAUACCAAGAUUACAAACAGGAACAAUUAAAUGGAUUAAACCACCAACUAAAGGUACAUCACCAUCUCAUCGUUCAGCACAUACAGCAGAUUUUAUCAAAGACAAGAACAUAAUAUUAUAUUUUGGAGGUUUCGACGGUAAAAGAUCCUUUAACGAUUUACAUGCAUUAAAUGUAAAUGAUUUAUCAUGGAGCAAAGUUAUCACAAAAGGAAUUCCACCUUCACCAAGAAAUGGCCACUCAUCAGUUUUGGUCAAUGGAAGAUAUUUAGUUAUUCAUGGUGGUUGUUUUGAAACAGCAAUUCUCAACGAUGUACAUAUUUUAGAUGUUUCAACUUUUACAUGGUUUCCAACAACAGUUGUGGAUUUAGUUUUAUUCAAUAGAUUUCAACAUUCCUCAAAUUUAUUAGAUAGCGGCGAAAUGAUCACUUUUGGUGGUUGUUCUUCAGGUCUAUUAUAUAGCGAUAUGUUUAAUUUGGAUUUAAGACCAUUAUUACCACAACAAAUUGUUUCAGCACCACCAACUGCAAAUACUACCACCACCACAUCAACCACCACCAAUGCCAAUACACCAAACCCAACACAAAAAGAAAUCACCUACUCAGUUCCAAAUUAUACAUUGGAACUUUCAUCACAAAAUACCACACCAAUACCAUUAUCACCAAUGAAUACAAGCACCAUACCAAAUACUACUACCACUACUACCACUACCACCGCCACCAAUCAUAAUAAUAAUAUAAAUAGUGAUUGCUGUAAAUGUACAAAUCAUCCAACCAAUUUAUCAACAGAUCAUUUAUCCACCCAAUUAAAUAAUGCUCUAUCGUUAUUAAAUUUAGAACAAAAUCAAAAAUCAAAUUUAUCAAAUGAACUAAUGAAAACCAAAUUAGAUAGGGCUGAGGCAAUUAGAAGUGCUUUAGAAGAACAAUCAAAAAUCGAAAAUUUAGAAAAAGAAUUAUCAAAAAUAGACGCUGCCUACAAGAAAGAAUUAAGUCAAAAAACCAAAUUCCAAGACUCUCUCAACAAAAUAACGUCAGCUUUAAAAGAAAAAGAAAAUAUUCUUCAAUCGUAUAAUGAAAUUUUAACCCAAAUUAAAUGUAAUAUAAAAGACACAGCUUUUCUAGAGAAAAAAGAUACAGUCAUUCAAAUUUUAGCUCAAUUUUCAAAUUUAUCAAAUAUUAAUGAUUUACAGUCAUUAAAAUUAACAAAAGAAAAUAUUGUAAAUAAAACAUUAGAAAUUAGAGUGGAGGAUUUAGAAAAGGAGACUUUAGAGUUAAAGAAACAAUUAGAGCAACAAAGAGUUAGAAAUCUAGAAUUAAAUAAAGCUAAAGAGAUACUAUUCAAUCAAGUCAAAAGAGAUACUGUUUCAUUAGAGCAUAUGUUAGGUAAUUCUUUAGUUGAUUUAUCAUUACAAGAUUUGGAUAAACUCGAAGAAUUUUAUCACAACAGCUUAAAGAAGAUUGGCAUUGCCAAACAAGAAGUUUUGCAACGUCAGCUCGAUAAACUUCAAAAAGAAAAAGAUGAAAAUUCAAACAACAACACCAAGAACUGUAUUGUAUGUGUCGACUUGUCUAUUAAUACUGUGCUUUUACCUUGCAAACAUAGUUGUAUAUGUAAUGUCUGUGCUAAGAAACUCUCACUUUGUCCUCUAUGCAGAAGUGAAAUCAAAGAUAUUAUCGAGUACUACUAG
This is a messenger RNA of Dictyostelium purpureum, 2208 nucleotides long. RefSeq lists its product as uncharacterized. The record is from RefSeq and is a predicted model, not a curated record. The transcript has 4 exons. The coding region runs from base 1 to 2208 and encodes 735 amino acids. Gene Ontology annotation, molecular function: protein binding. Lineage: Eukaryota; Evosea; Eumycetozoa; Dictyosteliales; Dictyosteliaceae.